AUUGAGGGGAUGUACAUACAUAAAUGAUUAAUACAACGUAUUUGUGGGUCACGGAGAUAGGAGAUGUAAGGGUCAUCUUUUGACUUCCAUAAACUCAGUUCACUUUAGUUGAGUUACGAUCACAUACAUCAUGAAAUUUACAGAUAACAAUUUUUUUAAGUGUCUUCUUACAUGGAAACUAGGAAGAAUUUUUGUUUUUAUAUUACUAUGCAACGUACAAUCAAUAUAUGGUUUAUUUACACCAGAAAAGGAAUAUAGAUAUUUGUAUAAUGCUACUUCUAGUUCAGGUGUAUUAUUACCAUCCAGUUCUGCAUCUUCAUGGAGUUUAAAUGGAAUACUUGUGAUUCAAGCAAGAGAAAAUGCUGCAGUAAUGCAGUUUCAAUCAUUGAAAAUGAAUAUUUGGAAUGGCAAAACUGGAGAAAAAGGAGAAGAUAUAGAUAUUAACGAAAGCGAUGAAGAUCUUUUAAUGCCAUUUGAAGUCACAUAUAAAAUGGGACUUGUAGAAAAUUUCACUAUACAAAAUGAAUCUGUUUGGGUUACAAAUAUCAAGCGUAGUAUAGUAGGAAUAUUACAACUGGAUCUCUCUACUAUAGAAAAGGAAGCAGCAUUCCAUUCUACUGAAACAAAUCAUUAUGGUCAAUGCGAUAUAGAAUAUGUUAUAACUAGUGAGAAUGAUAAUGAAAAAGUAAUUAGAAAGUCUUUAGAUCCACGGACUUGUAUUGGUCAUUCUUUUCGAUUUUGGACCAAUGUUCCAAGAAUGCAAUGUCCUCAUUCUGAACAAGAUCCCAUUUUAAAAUCCAGCGAACGAUUAUAUUAUGUAAGAUAUAAUAACACUGUAGAAGAUAUUUUAUAUAUUAAUGCAACAGGAGGAAUAUAUGUACAACCAUUUCAAAGUUUUGGUGAAGCACAAUUUUAUUUUUCAAGGCAGAAUCUUCAAUUAGUUACGGUACAAGAUAUAGUGAAUCAAAUUUCAUUGUACAAUCCACAUACUGUAACUUUGCAACAUGAACUUCCAGAGGAAGAUUUGACACAAGGUAGAGGAAUACUAGAUAAAGAUACUAUUUUUAAAGUUAUAGGAAACUUAUUAGAUCGUUUGAGCCAAACACUUGAGACUCCUGGUUUAGAUACAGAAAUAAAUAAUCUACAUAACACAACUAUUUCUAUUCUUCUCUAUUAUCUUGGAAUGUUAGACCGUACUGAUUUAGAAAUCGCAUAUAAUAAUAUUUCAGGAACUAGUUACAAAGAAGAAACAAUACGGAAUAUGUUUUUGGAAGCACUUCCACAAAUUGGAAGUAAAGACUCUGCUUUGUUUAUAUUCGAUUUAAUUCAAAAUCAUAAAGUAUCAGAUAUAAUAGCAAUACAACUUUUAACUCAAUUACCAUUUCAUGUUAGGAAACCAGACAUACAAUUAUUAAUAACUUUACGACCACUUCUAAGUUUAGCAAGAGAUAUUUCUGCAGAAAUUCAAAAUACAGCCAUUCUUUCAUAUGGCACACUGAUUUAUAAAACAUGCCUUGUGUAUUGUACAUACGAAAUACUUGAUGAUUAUGUACGUUUUUAUCUUGAUAAAUUCACAGAAAGUACUGAGUAUGAAAAAAAAAUGAUAUGGUUGGAAGGUUUGGCAAAUAUACAAUUAGGAAGGGUAGUUGAAUUUUUAGAAUCUAUUGCAAGUGGGAAUAAUGCAGAAUCACGUCAUUUUCGUGUACUUGCAGCUUGGGCAUCUCUUCCAUCUGCACCUUUAAGACCAGACAUUAUAUAUCCUGUGUACUGGCCAAUAUUGGUAAAUAAGACAGAGCAUUUAGAAAUGAGAGUAGCUGCAUUGACAUUAUUAAUUGUUUCUAAUCCAACAUCAAGCAGAUUAAUAUCUUUAUAUUGGUAUAUGAAAACUGAACCAAAUCUGCAUUUAUAUAAUUAUUUUUAUACAACCCUAAAAUCUAUAGAACAGACAACAUAUCCUUGUUAUCUUGAUAUGGGAAGUAUAGCAGCACAAUUUACACGUGUACUUCGUAAACCGUCUAAUAAUAAAUUGUUACUAACUGGUAAUUAUUUGUUCGACUACAAAGAUACAUAUAGAAAAUUUGGAGCCAUGCUUCAUGGAAUUUUUAUAGCAAAUCCAGCUACGAAUGUACCAGAAGCAAUGUAUGUUACUUUGAGUAAUUAUGGAAGUGGUACUACUAUAAAUCAUGUAUCUUUGUAUAUCAAAGCGGAAGGUCUUCUACAUUCUUUAUCAACUUAUCUUGAAAAUCCAACACACGUUAAAGAUAUACUGAAUCAAUAUAAAUUAGAUCAGAAAGAAACUGCUCCAAUACAUUUAGAAGUAAUUGCACAAGUCCAACAGAAGACUGUUUUAUGUUUACAUUUAAAUCAAACGAAUAUUGCAAAAGUAGUUCAAUAUUUAGCUUCGUUAUCUGAUAAUAUAUAUCAAAUCUUCCAAAAUACAGAAUUUCAUAUUAAUCAACAACGAAUAAAUAUUCCUAUAACUAUGGAAUCAGUGCAAGUAACGGAUAUGGGUACAAAUGUAAGACUUAGCAUGACAGCAACAUCAUUAUUUUCAAUGAGAGGAAAUUUUAUUCAUUCGGAUAUUGGACGUAAUAAUCAUGUUAUAUUAAGAACAUCCAUUCAUGGAAGUGAAAUAAUUGAAAAUUAUAAUCCUUUGGUUGAUUUGUGGCAUGCAGCUGAGAGAACACAAUCUAUCCAUGGAUAUCUUCCUAUUAAUAUUACAAUUGGAUUAGAUGAGAGGCCAUUUAUCACAUAUAAUACACCAGGAGAACAUUUUAAAAUGGGAGUCGUUGCUCAUGUAAGAACAGUUACCCAUAUAAGAGGACCUAAGACUCAAACAAAGUUAAAAGUUAUUUGUCCUAAUUGCCCAACAUCAUAUACAGUUAGAAGAGUAUUACCAAUAAAUAAAUUAAAGACAAUAAAUUUAUUUGAAUUUGAAUUCCCCGAAUUGGGAGGAAAAAUAUUCACGAAACUUUUUGAUUGUGAAAAUGCAAUAUCAAGAGAAAAAGUAAUAUCUGAUAUAUUAUCAUCCCAUCAAGCUAAUUACCAAAUUUGGCCAGGCAUGAAAAUAAUUUUGGCGACAGUGCAUCUUUUAGAUUAUUUUACAUAUGUACCACCGAAAGGUAGCUGCGGAUUAACCAUUUAUGUAGAACCAUCUGAUGCAUUAGUGCAAACUCAAGUAAAACUUGAAUAUCUAAAAAAUAAUAAACAUCACAUGUUAUCUUUGACAAAUCGUGAACUUAAUUCUCAUCGUGUUUUGUAUCAAUGGAAUUUAGCUGCUCUUUAUGAUAUUACUGGUUGGAUUUCAGACAAUCUUAAAAUCAAGGCAACUAAAAUUACACCCGAUGGAAAAAUUAUGAAGUUUUGUAUAGAAGCUGAUAGAGAAAUGGACUGGGAAUGGGACUUUUUAAAUGUUAAUCCUACUUUUCCUUGUAAACUAAAAUUAGUUCUUACUUGGGGACCAUCUGAUACUGCUAAAGGUAAAUGUAAUGGUUCGUCGAUCAUAUUAAAUUUGAUUGGUGAAGUCAGUAAAGCACAACUUGAAGAAAGUCAAAGAGAAAAGUCGCCUCAUAAUCAGUGCCGUAAAGAAUUGAAAAGAAGAAAUUUUAUUCCAUACACUGAUACUUGUUAUGAAGCUUCAAAGGAAUUAUCUAUCUUAAGGAAGUAUCAAUUUUUUCUUAAGUACGAAAAUUUACCAGAGCCACUGUCAAAAAUCGUGUGGAAGUUAAGAGUUGUGUAUGAACUAUUUAGUGGAAACAAUAAUUAUACCAAUAAUUCUGGGCAAUUUCUUUUAAAUGCAGUCUUUCCUAAAGAUUCUGACAGUAGUGAACUGGAAUUAAAUUCAAAUAAAGUGACUAUACAAUAUGGUUCUAAUUUCAUAGAAAAUUUUUUAAUACGAACACGAAUCCAUAGAUAUAUGGACAGUGUUCUUUUUCAUUCAUUUUUUAGCAUGUGUAUUAUAGAACCAAAUAUUGUACGAUCAAUUUACAAUACCACAAUUGUUGUUAACUCUCAUAGAAAUAUAUUAUUACUUGGCCAAUGUUACGAUGAUAAUCCAAGAUUUGCUAUUAGAGCUUUUAAAACAAAAAAUAAUUUAAUAAAUGUACUUAUUACUGAUGAAACAGGUACUAUAAAGGUAAUUCAAUAUUACAAUGGUGGACAUAUAUAUAAUGCUACAUCAUAUGUACCAUUAGAAAAGCACGUGUUCCAAAAAUUUGGAUCUAAAUGGAUAAAAUUGCGUGAUAUAUCUGUUGAUAUAUUGUUUCCUAAUAUUCUUUUAUUUAUGCAAUGGACGCAAAAACAAGUUUUACUUUUGUUUCCAACUUAUUUAACUGAAUUCAGUUGUGGUAUAUGCACAGUUAAUAGUUCUAUUAUUAAUAAUUUUUAUGAAGAAUUAUAGAGUGAUUUAUAAUUUUAUUUAUAUGAA
Vespa mandarinia (Asian giant hornet) is the source of this 4426-nucleotide messenger RNA. RefSeq names its product vitellogenin. Gene Ontology annotation, molecular function: lipid carrier activity. Gene Ontology annotation, biological process: lipid transport. NCBI's taxonomy places the organism in Eukaryota, Metazoa, Arthropoda, Insecta, Hymenoptera, Vespidae. The record is from RefSeq and is a predicted model, not a curated record.